AUGGCAACAACGGUCCAAGUCGGUCACGGCAGUGGUGACAGCAGCGACCAAAGUUAUCCCCUGGCGGCACAAAUCCCGCUGAAGGAAUUCACCCUCCCCGACUUCCCGCCUCAAGCGUCUCGACUCCGCGAGCUCACACUGACCGCCGACAUCAAGCUCGACGAGUACCAGACUCUGCUACAGACCCAAACCCCGCUCACGCAGCCCGAGCUGCUGCCGAACGUCCCUCGCUCCGUGACCCAUCUGACGCUGGAGCUCUUCGGGCUCGGGUUCCCCGGCAACACUACACCGGCCUUGGGCUUCUUGGGCCGCCUGGCCAAGUGCCUUCCGAACCUGCGGUCCUUGACCUUUUUCAGCUGCCUGAUUGACGGCCUGGACGACGCGAGCCGCAGAGACGCCGAGGAGCUGUUUGAGUCGUGCACGCAGAUCCAGGAGAUCCACGUUAUCGAUUCGUUUUCGCGACCGGGGUUUUUCACGCGGGUGGGUUCGAUACUUGAGAAACGCGCCGCCGCCCGAAACUCAAGCUCCGCCGGAGGCGGUGUCGAUGUCGAUGUCGAUACCAAGGACGCGAGUGGAGGUGAUAGGGAUGGCCUCAAAGUCGUAAAUGUAAGCUACACAUUCCGCGGGCACGAGGACAGCGAUUUCCUGGCUCGCGUCGCCGGGGAAGAACUCGCCAGUCUCAUCGUGCCGGGUCUCAUCGGCGUGAGUUUCGACUUUGUCCCAGCGUCGCGACGCGAUGAACUCGACGAGCCCUCUGGACAAGAGGGCGAAAACACAGGUGAUGCUAAGAAGAAGAACGACGAGAAAAUGCCAGAAGGCGUGUUGCCGUUCGCGAGCGACGGGAGAGCUGCCACGGCAAUCAGAAAACGGUUCGAGACGGCUUCAGCCGGAGGAGCAUUGACGUCUAUCAAGGUGUUGAACCUGGGUAUGUUCUCCCUCCGACCCGUGGAGGUGGGGGAGAUAGUAUACGCUUGCGCAGGUGGCGCUGGUGCCGAUGCCAAUGGCGCUACUGGUACGGGACUGGUCGAUUUGACUGUCGCUGUCCUUCUUGAGGACGGGUGGGCAGAUGACCUCGUGGCCGGGUUAGGGUACAACGGGGUCGGAAGGGCGCUGGAGGGAAUCGAAAUUGUCGGUGUGCCGGGUGCGAAAGCCGAGGCUGGAAUAAUAGUCGACAAGACGGAAGAGGUUGACAAGGAACAACGACAAAGCAACGACAACGGUGGCAGAACCGGAAUCAAAUUAAUCGACCUGGCCGAUGUCGAGAAAUUGGCAAAAUCCUGUCCGAAGCUCGGAAAGGUCGGCAUGAGCAUUUUGAAAGUCAAGAGUGCGCCAGACGUUGUCUUUGUAAAGAAGGAAGACGGGGGUUUGGAGUUCAAUCUGAGAAACGAAGUAGAGUACAAUACAACACAAUAG
Messenger RNA from Exophiala spinifera, 1413 nucleotides. RefSeq lists its product as uncharacterized. Lineage: Eukaryota; Fungi; Ascomycota; Eurotiomycetes; Chaetothyriales; Herpotrichiellaceae. The transcript has a single exon. Bases 1 to 1413 code for a protein of 470 amino acids. The record is from RefSeq and is a predicted model, not a curated record.